Onychostruthus taczanowskii (white-rumped snowfinch) is the source of this 3408-nucleotide messenger RNA. It is a transcript of the gene RAPGEF3, whose product is annotated as Rap guanine nucleotide exchange factor 3. Bases 328 to 2964 code for a protein of 878 amino acids. Gene Ontology annotation, cellular component: plasma membrane. Gene Ontology annotation, biological process: positive regulation of GTPase activity; Ras protein signal transduction. The record is from RefSeq and is a predicted model, not a curated record. Gene Ontology annotation, molecular function: guanyl-nucleotide exchange factor activity. Lineage: Eukaryota; Metazoa; Chordata; Aves; Passeriformes; Passeridae. The transcript is spliced from 27 exons.
UCUCUGGGUCCCCUUUUCCCCCCACCAGGCCGGGCAGGGCAGGGGAGCCCCCCGUGACCCCCCCAGGUUUGACCUGCUCAGGAACCCCUGGAGACCCCCCAAACCCACUCCCGGGUGUCCCGGGGGCCGGGCAGGGGCUGAGGGUGGGGGUCCCCUCCCUCGGCGGGGUCCCGGUGGGGGCGGCGGGGCCGGGGAGGGGCCGCGGGCGGAGCUCCGGGGCCGGGGCGAGCGGGGCUGGAGCCGGGAAGCGGCGCCGCCGCCGCCCCCCCGCAGCCCCCCGGGGGUCCCGGAGCGGACGGAGCCCGGCUCUCGGGGCUGCUCAGGAAGAUGCACUUGUUCCGGAGCUCCAGCUACGAGGUGCGGCUGGAGGGGGCCGGGGGGAGCCUGCCCCUCAUCCAGGGAAUCCGCUGGACCCCGCUCCUGGACUCAGAAUCCAGCCUGGACUAUGGCCACAGCAUCACCCAGGCAUCCUCGGAGAAGAUCUGGAGGGCCGGCAAGCUCCUCUUUGCCCACCUCAGCACCUCCCGGCCCGGCCUCAUCCGCGACCACAAACACCACCUGCGGCACCACCGGCAGUGCUGCUCGGGGAAGGACUUGGUGGAUUGGCUGCUGAGCGCCGGCGUGGCCGUCCAGACGCGCAGCCAGGCCGUGGGCAUCGGGCAGGUGCUGGUGGACGGAGGGGUCCUGACGCACGUGAGGCAGGAGUGGCACUUCCAGGACAAGGACACGCAGUUCUACCGCUUCGCCGAGCUGGAGCUGAGCCCCGAGCCCGGCGCGGGGCCGCGGGACCCCGAGGAGCUGCUGGAGGCUUUGGGGUUCCUGGCCCAGCUGGGCCCCGACGCGCUGCUCUCCAUGGCCCUGCGCAAGCCGCCUGCCCAGCGCACGCAGGACGAGCUGGAGCUGAUCUUUGAGGAGCUGCUUCACAUCAAAGCCGUGGCUCAUCUCUCCAACUCGGUGAAGCGGGAGCUGGCGGCCGUGCUGAUGUUCGAGGGGCACCAGCGUGCAGGCACCGUCCUGUUCAGCCAAGGUGACAAAGGCACUUCCUGGUACAUCAUCUGGAAGGGCUCGGUCAACGUGGUCACCCACGGCAAGGGCUUGGUGGCCCCCCUGCACGAGGGGGAUGACUUCGGGCAGCUGGCGCUGGUGAACGACGCCCCGCGGGCGGCCACCAUCCUCCUGCGCGAGGACAAUUGUCACUUCCUGCGCGUGGACAAGCAGGACUUCAACCGCAUCCUCAAGGACGUGGAGGCCAACACGGUGCGGCUGAAGGAGCACGGCAAGGUGGUGCUGGUGCUGCAGAAGGACCUGCAGGGGGGCAGCGGCCAGGCGGCCUCGGCGCGGAGCAGCAGCAGGUACCUGGUGAUGGCCGGGACGCCCGAGAAGAUCCUGGAGCACCUGCUGGAGUUCAUGAGGCUCGACGCCACCCUCUACGACCCCGUGGACACGCUGCUGGGGGAUUUCCUGCUCACCUACACCGUGUUCAUGCCGACCUCGCAGCUCUGCCGGGCCCUGCUGCACCAUUUCCGCGCGGAGCCGCUGGAGGGCUCGGAGCAGGACAAGGCCACCUACUCCCUGCGGAAGCGGCGGAAAAUCCUGCGGCUGGUCAGCCAGUGGGUGCUGCUCUACGGGCGGCUGCUGCAGGGCGACCGCAGCACCACGGCGCUGCUGCAGAACCUGGCGGAUCUGGCGAGCCGGGACCCCCAGCUGGGCGGGCUGGGCCAGGAGCAGGGCCAGGAGCGGCGGCGGCCCCGAACGCUGGAGAACGGUGACGGCAGCGUGUCCCCCCAGCCCAAGGCCCGGAGCUCGGGAAUGUGGAGCCCCGAGGAGGCGAUCCUGGACAGCACCUGCGCCCUGAGAGCACAGGACAAAGUGCCCUACGAGAUCUUCAGGGCCGACCACUCGUGCCUGGUGUCGGUGCUGCCCGUGAACGCCGCCGUGCGGGACGUCCUGCGGGCCCUGGCGCCGCGGCUGCGCCGGGACCGGGAGCACGUCCUGGUCAAGGUGAACUCGGCCGGAGACCGAGCGGUGCUGCCGCAGGACGCCGUGGGGGUGUUCACGGCUCUGGGCCUCAACGAGAGGCUCUUUGUGGUCAGCAUGGACGAGCUGGGCAACCUGACCCCCCACCCUGAGCAGCUGGGCCCCCACGCCGGCUCCUCGGACACCCUGGACCUGAUCAGCUCCAAGGACCUGGCCAGCCACCUCACUGACUACGACUGGAACCUCUUCAAGAGCAUCCACCAGGUGGAGAUGAUCCACUACAUCGUGGGGCCGCACAAGUUCCGCGAGGUCGCCACGGCCAACCUGGCGCGGGUGCUGCGGCGCUUCAACGAGCUGCAGUUCUGGGUGGCCACCGAGCUGUGCCUGUGCCCCGAGCUCGGGCGGCGGGCGCAGCUCCUCCGCAAGUUCAUCAAACUGGCGGCACACCUCAAGGAGCAGAAGAACCUGAAUUCCUUCUUCGCGGUGAUGUUUGGUGUGAGCAACACGGCCGUGACUCGCCUGGCCAAGACCUGGGAGAGGUUGCCCCACAAGAUCCGGAAGCUGCACUCGGCCCUGGAGAGGAUGCUGGACCCCUCGUGGAACCACCGUGUCUAUCGCCUGGCCGUGGCCAAGCUGAGCCCCCCCAUCAUCCCCUUCGUGCCCCUGCUGCUCAAAGACAUGACCUUCAUCCACGAGGGCAAUCGCACCCUGGCCGAGAACCUCAUCAACUUCGAGAAGAUGCACAUGAUGGCCAAGACCGUGCGAGUCCUGCAGCGCUGCCGGGGCCACGCGCACGCGCCGCUGUCCCCGCUGCGGAGCCGCUCCCCGCACCGGCCCGAGGACGCCAAGGCCGUCAGGAUCUCCACGUGCUCGGAGCAGUCCCUGAGCGUGCGGAACCCCGUGUCCACCUGGGCCUACCUGCAGCACCUGAGGGCCAUCGACAGCCAGAAGGAGCUGCUGAGGCUCUCCCGGGAGCUGGAGCCCUGAGGGGAGAGGGGCUGGAGCGGGGAUGGGGGCCUGGAGCGGGGAUGGGGGACCAGAGCAAGGAUGGGGACCCAGAACAGGAAUGGAGGCCCAGAGCAGGGAUGUGGGCCUGGAACGAGGAUGGGGGUCCAGACCAAGUACGGGGCCUGGAAUGGGGAUGGGGGCUCAGGGCAAGGAUGGGGGCCCAGGGCAAGGACGGAGGACCAGAGCAGGGAUGGGGGCCCGGCUGCCGGCGGCAGGGCAGCCCCUGGCUCUGCUCCCGGUGGUGGGGCAGCCCCUGGCUCUGCUCCCGGUGGUGGGGCAGCCCCUGGCUCUGCUCCCGGUGGCCCCAGGCUGUGCUGGAGCAGCCCCAGAGCUCGGCCAUGGACUCAGACCCGGCCCCGUGGGGCAGCCGGGCCCCGCUGAGCUGUGGGCAGGUGAGGGCAGAGCAAUAGAGGUAUUUUUGUA